Camelus dromedarius (Arabian camel) is the source of this 2753-nucleotide messenger RNA. It is a transcript of the gene ELOA, whose product is annotated as elongin A. Gene Ontology annotation, biological process: transcription elongation by RNA polymerase II. The transcript has 11 exons. NCBI's taxonomy places the organism in Eukaryota, Metazoa, Chordata, Mammalia, Artiodactyla, Camelidae. The record is from RefSeq and is a predicted model, not a curated record. Gene Ontology annotation, molecular function: protein binding. Gene Ontology annotation, cellular component: elongin complex; nucleus. Bases 24 to 2435 code for a protein of 803 amino acids.
UUGCGCUUCCGUCUCCGCCGGGGAUGCACGGAGGGCGGAGCUGCGGCCCGAGGACGCAACGCGAGCCCAGUUCCGGCGAGGAGGCCGCGCCAGUGACAGCGAUGGCGGCGGAGUCGGCGCUCCAAGUUGUGGAGAAGCUGCAGGCGCGCCUGGCGGCGAACCCGGACCCGAAGAAGCUACUGAAAUAUUUGAAGAAACUCUCCACCUUGCCUAUUACAGUAGACAUUCUUGCGGAGACCGGUGUUGGAAAAACAGUAAAUAGCUUGCGAAAGCACGAGCAUGUUGGAAGCUUUGCCAGGGACCUAGUGGCCCAGUGGAAGAAGCUAGUUCCUGUGGAACGAAAUACUGAGCCUGAUGAACAAGAUUUUGAGAAGAGCAAUUCUCGAAAGCGCCCAAGAGAUGGCCUUCAGAAGGAGGAGGAGGUAGAGGGGGACUGUGCAGAAAGCUGGAAGGCCUCCAGCAGCCGGUCGUAUAGUCCCGAUCAGAGACAGAGAAAACACAGAAAACUCUCAGAGCUCGAGCGGCCUCACAAAGUAUCUCACAGUCACGAGAGGAGAGACGACAGAAAGAGGUGCCACAGAGCUUCUCCAGUUUACUCUUCGGACCAUGAAUCUUCUGACUAUGGCCACGUUCAGUCCCCUCCGUCAUCCACUAGUCCUCAUCAGAUGUCUGUGGACCAUUACAGAUCCCUGGAGGAGGACCACCAGCCCUUUGUUCCACACCAGAAGCCUGGCAAAGGCCACAGCAAUGCCUUUCAGGACAGACUGGGGGUCAGUCAAGAACGACUGACCCCCAGUGAACCCCAGGGGAGAGAGGUCGUGAGUCAGAGCAAGGAGCACAGAUCUUCCCAUAGAGAAAAACGUCCAGUGGAUGCCAAAGAAGAUGAGAAGUCUUCUUUGAGCAGAGAAAAAUCACACAAGGCCACCUCCAAAGAGGAAAACCGGAGGCCACCCUCAGGGGACACAAAGGAGAAACCACCCUCCAGUGGUGUCAAGAAAGAGAAGGAAAAAGAGGGCAGCACAAGGAAGAAGGUUUUGCCCCCCUUGGAGGUGGCUUCAGACAACCACCUUAAAAAGCCAAAAUAUAGAGACCCAGAGAAAACCAAAUCAGACAAAAACAAGCAAAGUCUGGAAAGCUUAGACAUAGGCAAGGGGGCAGGAGACCCGUUGCCCAAGGUGAAAGAGAAGGUUUCUAACAACCUAAAGACUCAAGAAGGGAAAGGAAAACCUUCUCUAUCGGAUAGAAAGUCAGCAGGCUCCUUCCCUAAAAAUGAGGAGGCAGAUAUGGAUGAUGAAUUUGAGCAGCCCACCAUGUCUUUUGAGUCAUACCUCAGCUAUGACCAGCCCCGGAAGAAAAAGAAGAAGAUUGUGAAAACUUCAGCCACAACUCUUGGAGAAAAAGGACUUAAAAAAAAUGAUUCGAAAAGCACUAGUAAAAACUUGGACUCAGUUCAGAAAUUACCUAAGGUGAAUGAAAACAAGUCAGAGAAGCUUCCGCCAGCUGGAGCCAAUUCAGCCAAGCUGAGAAAGGUCCCCAGCGACGCGUUGCCAGCGUUGCCAGACCUUCCAUUACCUGUGAUACAGGCCAAUUACCGUCCCCUUCCUUCCCUUGAUUUGAUGUCCUCCUUCCAACCAAAGCGGAAAGCACUAUCCUCACCCCAGGAAGAGGAAGAAACUGGAUUCACUGGACGAAGAAUGAAUUCUAAGAUGCAGGUGUAUUCUGGUUCCAAGUGUGCCUAUCUCCCCAAAAUGAUGACCCUGCAUGAGCAGUGCAUCCGGAUACUUAAAAACAACAUCGACUCAAUCUUUGAAGUGGGAGGCGUCCCGUAUUCUGUUCUUGAACCUGUUCUGGAGAGGUGUACACCUGAUCAGUUGUAUCGCAUAGAGGAAUACAAUCACGUAUUAAUUGAAGAAACAGAUCAAUUAUGGAAAGUUCAUUGUCACCGAGACUUUAAGGAUGAAAGGCCAGAAGAGUAUGAGUCGUGGCGGGAGAUGUACCUGCGGCUUCAGGAUGCCCGGGAGCAGCGGCUCCGAGUCCUCACGAAGAACAUCUUGCACGCACAUGCCAAUAAGCCCAAAGGCCGACAAGCAAAAAUGGCCUUUGUCAACUCUGUGGCCAAGCCACCUCGUGAUGUUCGAAGGAGGCAGGAGAAAUUUGGAACAGGAGGAGCAGCUGUGCCUGAGAAAAUCAGGAUCAAGCCAGCGCCAUAUCCCACGGGAAGCAGCCGUGCUCCCUUCAGCAGUGGCAGCAGCAACAGCUUUAACGCCAGCCCUGAGGAGCCAGCCUAUGAUGGCCCGAGCACUAGUGGCGCCCACUCGGCGCCUGUGGUCAGCAGCACUGUUUCCUAUGAUCCUAGGAAACCGACUGUGAAGAAAAUUGCCCCAAUGAUGGCCAAGACGAUUAAAGCUUUCAAGAACAGAUUCUCCCGACGAUAAACGGAGGACUUGUCUUGGAGAUGAAAUGUUGGGGGAGGAAUACAAGGACGAUGGGGGUUGGGGAAUGGAACUUCUAAAGGAGACCAGACUCUUUGGCUUAGUGGAAACUUUUGGCCUCCAAGUCGUGCACAGCGAGCAGGUGCCGUGCCUGUGCCCGCAGCCACUGCCUCCCUGACUGGAGAGCACUUCAGAGUUCUGAAGAUGUGAAGCCUCAUUCUCACUGAGGAUUUUAAGGUCAAUUGUACCUUUGUUGUUGAUUAGCUUCUUUGUAAACUAUAAGACAUAGUUUUAAUUAAUAAAUAUUGCCCCCAGAUUGUA